ACAGUUUUGUUUCGGUGGCUUCCGAGAUGUUCGGCAAAAGUGGAGAUCGAAAGGCUGAAUCCUCACGGCCUGGAUGAGAGCACCUCUGAACGGAAAAAAGGGUCUGCAGAAGGUGUAGAAUGAUAAUGCUGUUCGUCACGUGCAAACGAACGCAUGUUUGUCCAGCCGAAAGUGACUGUUAGACGUGGAAGUUAGCUACUGCUUCACAAGAGAGAAAUACCGAUGAAAAGAUCCUUCUUACGACUGGUCGUAAUAAUUUAUAAAGAACACCCGUUAAGGAAGCCUUAUACACUUAAUCUGCUCCUCUGCAUAUUUGGAUAAUCACAGAAAACAACAAAGAUUGUUUGGCAGAAACAGGAAGUCUCCUUAGCAUAGAAUAUAUAGCAUAGGAAUAUAAAGUUAAUAGGAUCGCCAGCAUAAGAUAAAACUAAUUUCCUUUCCCAUCUCUUGCACAAACACCGGGUUUGCACAAGCAACUUAAACUUUUCCAGUGUGAAAUGCGGCGCUCCGCGGAAGCCCUCCCCUUGGCGUGAUGGGAGCCCGCAGCAUGUCGGUGCCUUAAAGCUGGGAGGGAACCAAAUGAAGGCUGUCAGUCGCCAGACGCACUGAGGAGGAGCCGCUCUGUCGGUCCCAUUGUUUAUUUUUGUCUCCUUCGUCCAUCUCACUUUAGGCGUUACCGUUUUGUACCGAGAACCCGGUCUUCCUUACCUUAGCGACGAUGUACCGAUACUUGGGAGAGCUGCUGACUCGCGGGGUGACUGGCGCCCUGGCCUCGGGGUGCGCCGAGCCGGCCCUGCCAGCCUCUGCGUCCGUCCUGCGGCUCCGGCGCUACAGCGAGGCCGUCAGCGACCGGGAGGAUGAUCCCAACUUCUUCAAAAUGGUCGAGGGCUUCUUCGAUCGGGGCGCGGCGAUCGUGGAGGACAAGCUGGUGGAAGACCUGAAGAACCGGGAGACGCCGGAGCAGAAGAGGCACCGGGUGCGGGGCAUCCUGAAGAUCAUCAAGCCCUGCAACCACGUUUUGAGCGUGUCCUUCCCCAUCAAGCGAGACAACGGCGAGUGGGAAGUGAUCGAGGGGUACCGGGCCCAGCACAGCCAACAUCGGACGCCGUGCAAAGGAGGGAUUCGGUACAGCACGGAGGUGUCCGUGGACGAGGUGAAGGCCCUGGCCUCUCUGAUGACGUAUAAAUGUGCCGUCGUCGAUGUGCCAUUUGGAGGAGCCAAAGCUGGAGUGAAAAUCAACCCUCGGAAUUACUCUGACAGUGAGCUGGAGAAGAUCACGAGAAGAUUCACCAUUGAGCUGGCAAAGAAGGGCUUUAUUGGGCCCGGUAUUGACGUCCCUGCCCCCGACAUGAGCACGGGAGAGAGGGAGAUGUCCUGGAUUGCUGAUACUUACGCCAACACGAUGGGCCACCAUAACAUCAAUGCCCAUGCCUGUGUGACCGGCAAGCCCAUCAGCCAGGGUGGCAUACAUGGCAGGAUCUCCGCCACCGGCCGCGGUGUCUUUCACGGCAUUGAGAACUUCAUCAAUGAGGCGGCCUACAUGAGCCAGCUGGGCCUGACGCCCGGUUUUGCUGACAAGACCUUCGUCAUCCAGGGCUUUGGCAACGUGGGCCUGCACUCUAUGCGGUACCUGCACCGCUUCGGGGCCAAGUGCGUGGGCGUCGGGGAGAUAGAUGGAAACAUCUGGAACCCCAAUGGCAUUGACCCGAAGGAGCUGGAGGACUACAAACUGCAACAUGGCACCAUUGUGGGCUUCCCCAACGCCAAGCCCUACGAGGGCAACAUCCUGGAGGCUGACUGCCACAUCCUGAUCCCUGCGGCCAGCGAGAAGCAGCUGACCAAGAAGAAUGCCCCCAAUAUCAAGGCCAAGAUAAUUGCCGAGGGAGCCAACGGUCCCACUACCCCCGCGGCUGACAAGAUCUUCUUGGAGAGAAACAUUAUGGUCAUCCCGGACAUGUACCUGAAUGCUGGCGGUGUGACUGUCUCCUACUUUGAGUGGCUGAAGAACCUGAACCAUGUGAGCUACGGCCGACUGACCUUCAAAUAUGAGAGGGACUCCAACUACCAUCUGCUGAUGUCUGUCCAGGAGAGCCUGGAGAGGAAGUUUGGCAAGCAUGGUGGAGCCAUUCCUGUUGUCCCCACAGCGGAGUUCCAGGCCAGGAUUGCCGGUGCCUCUGAGAAGGACAUCGUCCACUCCGGCUUGGCCUACACCAUGGAGAGAUCUGCGCGGCAAAUCAUGCGAACAGCAAACAAGUACAACCUCGGCCUGGACCUGAGGACAGCUGCCUACGUCAACGCCAUUGAGAAGGUCUUCAAGGUGUACAAUGAGGCUGGCCUGACCUUCACAUAGACGCCCCCCCCCCGGGCCCUAUGUCCGUCCAGCUGUCUAUGCACUCGAGGCCCCUCCGCCACAGCGCCACCUGUACUCAGCGUUUACAUAUUGUUCACCCUAUAAUCCAUGUUUAUUAUUCGUCAUUUAACCAUUCUGACCACUCUUAUGUCCCUUAAUGUUCUCCUGAAUGUCUGUCACGGGUCCCCCCCCCCCCCCAAACUGUCAUUACUGUAAGCCUCACAUAUCAGUGAAAUGUUCUUGUGCUUUUUUUUUUUUUUUUGCGUCAGUUUUAUAUAACGGGUUAAAAUGCCGGAAUUUGACUCACUGUUACUGGGACUCUCAAGCUACCCGUUGCUGUCAUGCAUAACAUCUUACCAUUGCUGUUACCUGUUCAUGUUGCAACGUUGCUCGCUGGACCAUAGAGGGACUCAAGGUGAGGUCAGUCAGAGGGCAGCACAGAGUGCCAUGUGUCCUCUUCUAUGGUCAGUUGUUUGAAAAACAAUUUAUUCAAUUGUCAGUUUUUCCCAACUGCAAAAUUAAAUUUCUGGUCAGGGAUUUCCUCUCGAGCACUUGUGCAUAAACAGGAGAGCGUAAAUGUUCUUCAGUGUUCUGUUUGUUGACAACAGAUGUGUUCUGUACGUUUCUGUUGCUGUAGGAGGAUGAAAAACCAAAGUUAGAUUUUAAUUAGGUUAUUGAAAAUAUUCUGAAUUUCUUUGGGCAAGUUUUAAGUUGAUAUCUCCACUUCUGAAAUGUUGACUUGAUUCCUGAUAAAGGAAUCAACAGUAUGUGAUGUUUGAGGUGGGGGGGAAUGUUCCUGGGAACAAUAUAUAUAUAUAUAUUUUUCUUGCCUCGAUUGGAAUGCUGCUUUGAGACUAUUGAUAAACAUUUGUAACUGCUUUUUGUUCAAAACAUAAACUGACCGAUGCAAAACCGGC
This is a messenger RNA of Paramormyrops kingsleyae, 3267 nucleotides long. RefSeq names its product glutamate dehydrogenase 1a (gene glud1a). The record is from RefSeq and is a predicted model, not a curated record. Gene Ontology annotation, molecular function: L-glutamate dehydrogenase (NAD+) activity. NCBI's taxonomy places the organism in Eukaryota, Metazoa, Chordata, Actinopteri, Osteoglossiformes, Mormyridae. Gene Ontology annotation, biological process: L-glutamate catabolic process. Gene Ontology annotation, cellular component: mitochondrion.